UCAAAACAGUUUACAAGAAAAACAUGUCGGCCGCAUUGGCCAAAUUGUAGUGUUCUAAAGUACUAAUAGGUUUAUUCUCAUUUUUUACGUCAACCAUGUCAAAAAGUAGCAAAAAAUUCGAUAGAUUCGAGUCACCAAGAGAUUUCAGAUUGAGUCACCAGAUUCUAUGUAUCACUGGAUUUAACUUUCAAAGAAAAUCAAUCAUAGGGUACACAGAGCUUCAUGUUGUUCCUAUUAAACCAAGCUUAAACAAAAUCAAGAUAAACAGCAAACAAUGUCGAGUUUACAGAGUUUGUAUAAAUGAUUAUUGGGAAGCAUCGUUUAUGUACAAUGACCCGACCUUGGAGAUCUGCCAAUCUGACUCAAGGCAGCGUAAUUUGAACUUCUUUUCUGGUUGCCACUAUGAUGCGGUUAGUUCAGUUGACACGGACAAGAAUAAUGGGGAGUUGACCAUCAAAAUACCUCAUGGAGCAUCCCACCUUCUUUCAGAGCAAAAACCUUUACGGAUCAGCAUUGAGUUUUCCUUAGAGCGCCCCCAAGGUGGCUUACACUUUGUUGUACCAGAAACUGAAGGAACAAUGGAUGAACGUGGAGCACAUCUCUUCACAUAUGCGUAUGAGCAUUCAUCACGCCUGUGGUUCCCCUGCAUUGAUUCCUACUCGGAACCGUGUACCUGGAAGCUGGAGUUCACCGUAGACGCCUCAAUGGUGGCAGUGUCGUGUGGUGAUCUGUAUGAGACAGUCUAUACACCGGAUAUGCGCAAGAAAACAUUUCAUUACGUGUUGACAAUUCCGACUGCAGCACCCAAUAUAGCGGUGGCAGUGGGGCCUUUUGAAAUACUUGUUGAUCCUUAUAUGCCAGAGGUCACACAUUUUUGCCUUCCGAAACUGAAACCAAUACUUGAGCAUUCAACAGAUUUUAUUCAUGAGGUUUUUGAAUUUUUUGAGGAGAACCUAAGUUCACGGUAUCCGUUCUCAUGCUACAAACAAGUCUUCGUUGAUGAAGCAUUUGUCCAGGCUGAUACAUACUCAACCAUGACUAUUUUCAACACUAACCUCCUCCACACACGGCGCAUCAUUGACCAGACGUUUCUAACUCGCAAGAUCUUGGCCCAAGCGCUAGCUGAGCAGUUUUUCACGUGUUUUAUCAACAUGCAAUCAUGGAACGAUGCUUGGCUUGUCAGGGGAAUUUCAAAAUACUUGUGUGGACUCUAUCUUAAGAAAGUGUUUGGUAUGAAUGAAUAUAGGAGUAUUAUUUAUAAGGAAUUGAAAGAGUUGUGUGUGUAUGAGCAGGAUAUAGGGGGUUUGACCCUGUGCCCUGAGCCGUUAACUCCGACCAAAGUUGAUUCAUCCAGCCAUCUGCACUUCCCUCGUAAUCACUCACACACCGUUUCUUGGCAGUAUGCGAAAAUGUUAGCUACAAAAUCUCAUUUGAUAAUGAGGUUGAUUGAGCUAAGAAUUGGCCAGGAGCUAUUGCUGCAGGUGUUUAACAAGUUGCUGUCUCUAGCCUCUGCAGCAGCACAGCAGAAGUUCUUCUUGGCAAAUGCAUGGUACAACCUACUCUUAUCAACACCAGGGUUUCUCAAAGCACUGUCAAACGUGUCUGGUAAGGAUCUCACCACAUUCAUUGAACAGUGGGUGACUCAAGGUGGUAUAGUUCGUUUCCAUGGCAACUUCAUAUUCAACCGUAAGCGCAACAUCGUAGAACUUGAGAUUAGGCAGGACCCAAGCAGGAGAGGUGUGUUCAAAUAUGUGGGUCCCCUGAAAGUGACAAUACAGGAACUGGAUGGAUCCUUUGAACACACUCUGCAAGUUGAGGACAACCUGGUCAAAGGUGAAAUCACAUGUCACUCAAAGAGUAGAAGACAUAAGAAGAAAAAGAUACCAUUGUUGAAUGGAGAAGAAGUAGACAUGGACUUGAGUGCAAUGGAUGCUGAUUCACCUGUGUUAUGGAUAAGGAUUGACACAGAGAUGACCUUACUACGUCAGGUAAGCUUUGACCAGCCUGAUUUCCAGUGGCAGUACCAGCUGAAGUUUGAACGAGAUAUUGCUGCACAAUUAGAGGCCAUCACAGCUCUACAAAGGUUUCCUAGUACAGAGACUAUUCAGACUUUGGGUAGCAUCAUUAAAGACAAAACAGCCUUUUACAAGGUCAGAGUUGAAGCUGCAGAGGGCUUAUCAAAGGUUGCAAAUGAACUGUUUGCCUCGUUUAAUGGCAGCUCUGCCCUCAUGGAGAUUUUCUAUGACCUUUUCGGAGCAUAUAAUUGCAGGCAAAUCAUCAAGCAGAAUGAUUUUUCCAAUUUUCAAGAGUACUUUUUACAAAAGGCCUUGCCAAUGUCAUUAGCCUACAUCCGGGAUGCUCAUCGUGUAUGUCCAAAGGAAACUCUCAGUUUUCUCACAGAUCUUAUCAAGUACAACGACAACAGGACCAAUAGAUACUCAGAUAAUUAUUAUAUUGCUGCCUUAAUUGAUGCACUAACAGAAACUAUAACACCAGCUGUUGCCAUGGUGACUACAAGUGUGGAGCACCUCUCCCCUGAAACAAAGUUGGUGCUAGAAGAAGUCACCAGAUGUCUGAAUCUAGAGAAGAUGUUGCCAUGUUACCACCACACUAUCUCCAUCAGUUGUCUGAAUGCCAUCAGGAUGCUGCAGAAGAACAGCCACAUACCUAGUGACCCCACAUUGUUCCAGACCUACGCGCAGUACGGCCAUUUCCUUGAGAUAAGAGUCGCAGCCUUAAAGGCUCUUGUUGAUUAUGUUAAAGUGGAGGGUGUUAAUAAUUAUGGUGCUGAUGUAUUUUCUUGGUUAUUGGACAUCGUUGAGCAAGAUCCUGUGCCAUAUGUAAGACAUAAAGUAUUACGAAUGCUGAUUAAGAACCCCCCGUUCAAACAGAAGGACUCGUCACCAUUGUGUAAUGAACCUCUUGUGGAAAGGAUAUGGGCGCUUAUGAAUUCUGGAACUUCCCAUGAUUCUCGGUUGCGCUGUGACGCUGUUGAUUUCUACUACACCCUGUUUGGCCGCAAUAGACCAUCUUUCCUUCCAAUUCCUGAGCUGGGAAUGGUUCUGAAUUUACGAGAGAAGAAGACAUUACUGAACCCCUUAUUAGUUAAAGAAGAUAAUACUGCAAAUCCAUAUCCAAUGGAUAUUACAGAAACUGUCUCCAACGAUACACGUAAGAGGAAACCCGAAAACCUGUCUCCUGCCAUUAAGAAGUUAUCCAAGACCAGUGGAAUCUCAGCUGAAGUAAAGGAUGUUUCAACUAAACAAAUAAAGUCAGAGUUGAAGGAACCUUUACAUAUUGACACACUUGGUCACCAUGAUGAUAUAAUAGAGGACCAUGUAGACGAUGAGGUGCGUCCUCCCACUCCUGGUGGUAACAUCUCUGAUAUUGCUUCCCCACCAACUCCAGGUGGAUCCAUCAAACAGGAAAUGGACCUUUCACCAGUUAUAGGUGAUUCAGACAGGGUUUCAUUCCCAGCCUUUACAGACCGUGAGCUGACACCACAAUUGAGCCAUUCAGCCUCCAGGGACUCACUCAACAGUGAUAAAUUACACAAAAAGAAAAAGAAGAAAAACAAACACAAACAUAAACAUAAGAGAGAAAAGGAUGAGGAGACUAGCCAGAGAAAUACACCAUCUCCAAUGAUGUAGGUUGAAAGGUUAUGACCAAUGGUGUUCAAGUGUCAUAACCAGAGAUGUAUGUUCAGGUCAAUAUUUUUAUUUUAUUUAUUUAUUUAGGAACAUAAGCCCAGGAUUGCUAAGAACGAAUAAUAUAUCACUGUGCAGGUCAUAGGUUGACAAAACAAUUAAUAAGCACUAGAUGCUAUACACACUACGUAUAGGCUAAACCUGCAUUCACACCAGAUCCGAAAUGAAAUGAAAUGACAGGAUUUGAACCCCCGAACCUUGGAAUUAGAAAGCAAGCACCUCAACCAACAUUCACUAUCAUUGGUGGUAACCUGUUCAAAGGAAAUAUGCUAUGUUAAGAGAGAUUUUAAAGAUGAAAUAACAUACUUCCAGUGUAAAAGAAUGAAGGUAAAAUCAUGGACACUUGUUUGUAAAUGACUAAUAAAGAAAACUGAUGUGA
This is a messenger RNA of Anneissia japonica, 4086 nucleotides long. Its product is annotated as transcription initiation factor TFIID subunit 2-like. NCBI's taxonomy places the organism in Eukaryota, Metazoa, Echinodermata, Crinoidea, Comatulida, Comatulidae. Gene Ontology annotation, biological process: transcription initiation at RNA polymerase II promoter. Gene Ontology annotation, cellular component: transcription factor TFIID complex. The transcript has 28 exons. The coding region runs from base 96 to 3650 and encodes 1184 amino acids. Gene Ontology annotation, molecular function: transcription cis-regulatory region binding; metallopeptidase activity; RNA polymerase II general transcription initiation factor activity. The record is from RefSeq and is a predicted model, not a curated record.